This is a messenger RNA of Dunckerocampus dactyliophorus (ringed pipefish), 1971 nucleotides long. Its product is annotated as oocyte zinc finger protein XlCOF6.1-like. The record is from RefSeq and is a predicted model, not a curated record. The transcript is spliced from 3 exons. Bases 634 to 1842 code for a protein of 402 amino acids. Lineage: Eukaryota; Metazoa; Chordata; Actinopteri; Syngnathiformes; Syngnathidae.
GCUACAGAAAUUGGCUUGACCACGAUAAUGUUGCCCCAUUUGAUCUCCAAACACAAUCGAGGAGACAUCGUUCAUUACUGCAAAACUUUACUCCGUGUCACUUUUACGCUUCCCGGGCCAGCUUUUAGCUCGCUAGCUGCUAAUACAGAGACGCGGAAGUUAGGGACACUUGCUGCGCAUGCGUUGCUCUGCAUUUUGGACUACUACUGUAGUUAGCAAGACGACGAGAUCAUCCAAUGAGGUUUAUUUGGUCCAGAGGUAAUAUACUUAAACAGUUCUUUUUUCAGACCAGAGAAAGGACGGCUUGUUCUCUUGUCUCUAAUUGUUUUGUGUAACGAGUGUUCAUUACUGUUAAGACAAACUCUUCUCGGCGUUAUUUUUAAGCUUCGAGGGCUAGAUUAGCUUGUUAGCUGCUAACAAAGACACCGGGAAGUGAUCGACACAUCACUAUGCAGAGAUCAAGUUGUUGGAAAGAACGACAGCAUAGGACGAGGAAAAACUUUUUCCAACAAAAGAGAGAACGAGCGACCAUGUUAACUGGACGCUGUUUUCAAGAAGCCUCAAUUUGUGUUACACAGAGCAGACAUCAGUGAAGAAGAUCUUUCUCCUGAGCUACAGGAGUGGCACUGCAGGAUGGAGCAGGAGGAGCCACAGCCCCCCCACGUUAAAGGGGAAGAGGAGGCGACUCAGACCUUCCACAUUAAAGAGGAAGAGGAGGAGCACCAGCCUCCCCACUUUAAAGAGGAAGAGGAGGAGCCUCAACUCCCCCACAUUAAAGAGGAAAAGGAGGAGCCACAGGCCCCCUACGUUAAAGAGGAAGAGGAGGAGCCACAGGCCCCCUACGUUAAAGAGGAGGAACACAUUAUCAAUCAGAAGGGAGAGCAACUUGAAGGACUGGAGGAGUUCCCAGUGAUUGGUGUCAUUGUGAAGAGUGAAGAUGAUGAAGACAAAGAUGAAAGUGAGGAGAAGAGAGAGGUGGAGCAUCCAAGCAGCAGCUCAACUCAACACAUGACAACAGAAGCUGAUGGAGACCACUGUGGAGGAUCACAAGCAGACAACCUCUUAGCUCCACUAUCAGAUAGUGACGACACAACGUCACACUCUCCUGACUCUGAUGAUGAAGACUCUAAAGCUGAUAUGACAUGUCACACUGACCACAAACGCUUUACAUGCUCUCACUGUGACAAAACUUUUCAUCAUCGUAGUACUCUGAAAAUACACAUGAGAAGCCACACCGGAGAGAAACCAUUUGCCUGCUUAUUUUGUCAGCAAACAUUCUCUCGAAAGUCAAAUUUGAUAACACACACAAGAAGACACACAGGGGAGACACCUUUUGCCUGUUCAGUGUGUGGUGUGGGUUUUGUACGAAAUCAACAUUUAGUAGCACACAUGAGAACACACACUGGGGAGAAACCUUUUAUCUGUUCUGUCUGUGGUACAGGUUUUAGACAAAAUCAUAGUUUGAAAACACACAUGAGACAACACACUGGUGAGAAACCUUUUUGCUGUUCAAUCUGUGGUAUAGGUUUUGUACAAAGUCAGCAGUUGAAAGUACACAUGAGAAAACACACUGGUGAGAAACCUUUUUCCUGUUCUAUCUGUGGUAUAGGUUUUGGACAAAAUCAACUGUUGAAAAGACACAUGAGAAAACACACUGGGGAAAAACCAUAUUCCUGUUCAGUCUGCAGCAAAAGCUUUUUAGACCGAACAACACUUGUAACACACAUGAGAAGACACACUGGAGAAAAAGUGUUUAGUUGCAGUGUGUGUGGUGAAAGAUUCUCUUAUAAGUACCAGCUUAACAAUCACAAGUGUGCUGGUGAGAACAGCAGCAGUAAAUGAAGCUGCAGGUUUUUGAAAUAUGGUAACUUUAACAUCAUCACAUAUAACAAGUGUGACAUCAUUGCUUUAUGUGUAUCACAAUCUUUAUGCCUUUCAAUGAAUAUGUAUAUGAAAAAAACAAUAAAAUAU